AUGGUCACUGUGUGCCCCCAUGAUGAACACAGAGCCAGAGGGACUGGUGGGGGAUGGCCAGGCAAGUGCCCAGGCCCUGCCCAGGCCUGGCCCAGACCCUCCCUGCUCUGUCUUUGCCCUGUGGGGUCCCAAGACUGUCUCCAAGGUCCCCAAAGGGGAUGCCUGACUGGGGAAACUGAGGCAUGGUGCAGCUGCAGGGUCUGGCACCAGCCCCUCAAGACACCACCCCAUUCCCCAAGCUGGUGGUGUGGCGAGUCCUGGGGUGCUGCCCUCUCCCUGCCCAAGCACGGUCCCCACCACGCUGGCUGUGCCCUCACACUCAUCCCUGCUCCCCAGGACCUCUCCCGCAAGGAUUGCCUGGAGGCACCAGGCUCCAGCCUGGGGGACCUGCCCACAGCCAGUGCCAAGCUCAGCACCAGCCCCAGCACCGUGGGCACCCUGAAGCGCCCCACCAGCCUCAGCCGCCAUGCCAGUGCCGCCAGCUUCCCCCUGCCCGCGGCCCCCCGCCCCAUGGCCAAGGGACACAAGACCCCCACGUCCUACAGCCCCAUGGAGGGCGGGGAGGGUCCCUUCAUCGACCCCGAGGACAUCUCCCAGCUGCUGGCGGACGUCGCCCGCUUCGCCGACGCCCUGGAGAAGCUGCGGGACGUGGUGCUGCGCGAUGACCCCAAGGAGCCCCAGCGGCCGCUGGCCCACGAGUGCUUGGGCGAAACCCUGCGCAUCCUGCGCCAGGUCAUCAACAAGUACCCACUGCUCAACACCCUGGAGACCCUGACAGCUGCUGGGACCCUCAUCUCCAAAGUCAAGGGGUUCCACUAUGAAUCCAACAACGAGGCGGACAAGCGGGAGUUCGAGAAGGCCGUGGAGACCAUCGCUGUGUCCUUCAGCAGCACGGUGUCCGAGUUCCUCAUGGGGGAGGUGGACAGCAGCACCCUCCUCUCCAUCCCACCCAGUGACCAGAACCAGAGUAUGGAGAGCCUCUACGGGGGGAUCCCUGGGCCCGGAGGAGACAGUGUGCCUGUGGGUGUGGAGAGCUACAGCACGGCCCGUCCUGCGGCCGAGGAAGUGGACGUGAUGCUGCAGCGCUGCGAGGGGGGGGUGGAUGCUGCACUCCAGUACGCCAAAACCAUCUCCAAGUACAUGAAGGACCUGAUCUCAUACCUGGAGAAAAGGACCACACUGGAGAUGGAGUUUGCUAAAGGGCUCCAGAAAAUGGCAAACAGCUGCAAGCAAACCAUGAGCCAGGAGACCAACAUGCCUUUCCUGUCCAUCUACCUGCUGGCCCUGGAGCAGGACAUGGAGCAUGGGACGUCGGUUCUGCAGGCAGCCAACACCCUGCAGCACCAAACCUUCCUCCAGCCGCUGAUGGUGAGACGCCUCGAGCACGAGAAGCGGAGGAAGGAGAUCAAGGAGCAGUGGCACCGGGCACAGAGGAAACUGCAAGAGGCCGAGGGGAACCUGCGCAAGGCCAAGCAGACGUACAUGCAGCGCAGCGAGGAGCACGACAAGGCCAAGUACGUGGCGGUGAAAGCAGAGGAGGAGCAGCAGAACACGACCAGCAGCAUCACCACCAAAACCCUGGACAAGAAGAGGCGGCUGGAAGAGGAAGCCAAGAACAAGGCAGAGGAGGCCAUGGCCACCUAUCGCACCUGCGUGGCCGAUGCCAACACGCAGAAGCAGGAGCUGGAGGACACCAAGGUGAACUCCCUGCGGCAGAUCCACGAGGUGAUCAAACAGAGCGACCAGGUCAUCAAGUCGGCCACCAUCUCCUUCUACCAGACCAUGCACAUGCAGACGGCGCCGCUGCCCGUGAACUUCCAGACGCUGUGUGAGAGCAGCAAGCUGUACGACCCGGGCCAGCAGUACGCGUCCCACGUGCGGCAGCUGCAGCGCGGGGACGAGCCCGACGUGCAGUACGACUUCGAGCCCUACGUGUCCCACAACGCCUGGUCCCCCUUUUCUCGGACACGGAAGGGCAGCUUCAACGCCAGCGAGUUUCCCGCGAGUGCCGAGGGGGCCGGGGCCGGCUCUGAAGGAGGGGCAGGAGCCAAGGAGGCUCCGAGCGGGGCCGAGGCGGCCGAGCGGAGAGGUGGGAGGGGACACCAGGUCCAUAAAUCCUGGCCAACCACUGUUGCUGAUGCUGAAAGCAGCCUGGAUUCCAAUGCAGGUGAAUUCAGCCACAAGCUCCAGCGGCUCUCGUCCAACGGCACCGUGUCCUCCAGUGAGGAGCUGGAGGAGAAGGAUGAGACCACCACCCCCUUUGAGCAGAGCAUCAAUGGGAUCAGCCCGGAGCUGGCAGCUCCCACGGGGCCCUUCCGGAAUGUUGGCUUGUCCAAGGCUGCCCAGACCCACCGGCUGAGGAAGCUCCGUGCCCCUUCCAAGUGUCGGGAGUGCAACAGCUACGUGUACUUCCAGGGAGCUGAGUGUGAGGAGUGCUACCUGGCCUGCCACAAGAAGUGCCUGGAGACCUUGGCCAUCCAGUGUGGGCACAAGAAGCUCCAAGGGAAGCUGCAGCUCUUUGGGCAGGACUUCACAGAGGCAUCCCGGGGCAGCCCGGACGGGAUCCCCUUCAUUGUCAAGAAGUGCAUUUUGGAGAUCGAGAAGCGGGCUCUGAAAACCAAGGGCAUCUAUCGAGUUAACGGCGUCAAGACCCGCGUGGAGAAGCUCUGCCAGGCCUUUGAGAAUGGGAAGGAGCUGGUGGAGCUGUCCCAGGCCUCCCCCCACGACAUCAGCAACGUCCUGAAGCUCUACCUGAGACAGCUGCCAGAGCCCCUGAUGCCCUUCCGGCUGUACAACCAGCUGAUGGGGCUGGCCAAGGAGAGCCUGCAGGGCGGGGAGGCCAAGGGCCGGGGCGGGAAGGGCGGCCCCGAGCUGGUGGACAGAGGAGCCGACACCGACCGGGUGGUGCUGAGCCUGGUGCUGAAGCUGAGGGAGCUGCUGAAGGAGCUUCCCUACGAGAACAUGGCCACGCUCCAGUACCUCCUGCAGCACCUGAGGAGGAUCAUGGAAGUGGAACAGGACAACAAGAUGACCUCAGGCAACCUGGGCAUCGUCUUUGGGCCAACACUGAUGCGUCCCAGGCCCACGGACGCCACCAUUUCCUUGUCCUCACUGGUGGAUUAUCCCCACCAAGCUCGUAUCAUCGAGGCCCUCAUCAUCUUCUACCCCACCAUCUUCGAGCACAAGGAGGUGGCGGCGCUGGCCGAGCCCGGCAGGCGCGGCAGGCGCGGCUCGGGCGCCACAGAGGAGCCCACAGCUGCCCCCAGCACUGUCCCCUACCUGGACCUGCCUUCGGAGAAGGGGAGUUUGGCUUUCAGCGCCGACUCACUCGCAGGUCAGUGA
This is a messenger RNA of Manacus vitellinus (golden-collared manakin), 3342 nucleotides long. RefSeq names its product Rho GTPase activating protein 45 (gene ARHGAP45). Lineage: Eukaryota; Metazoa; Chordata; Aves; Passeriformes; Pipridae. The record is from RefSeq and is a predicted model, not a curated record. Gene Ontology annotation, cellular component: membrane. Gene Ontology annotation, molecular function: GTPase activator activity. Bases 1 to 3342 code for a protein of 1113 amino acids. Gene Ontology annotation, biological process: signal transduction; activation of GTPase activity. The transcript is spliced from 21 exons.